This is a messenger RNA of Annulohypoxylon truncatum, 531 nucleotides long. RefSeq lists its product as uncharacterized. The transcript has 3 exons. The record is from RefSeq and is a predicted model, not a curated record. Bases 1 to 531 code for a protein of 176 amino acids. Lineage: Eukaryota; Fungi; Ascomycota; Sordariomycetes; Xylariales; Hypoxylaceae.
AUGCAGAUCGCAGCCAUGCUAUUCGUCCUUACCUCCGUGUGCGUCGGUUCGGAGGUAUCAACGGCGAUCGGGGUUCAUCGAAACAAUUCGACCCCUGGUUCUCCUAGCAUUGGUGACGGCACUCCUGUCAAGGACAUCCGUCUCCAAUGCGACAGCAACAGCUUGGGGCUGGUAAGCUCUCAAGAGAGACCGGGUAUCUACUACCUUCGAGGGGUCUGCGGUAAUUUAUAUAAAGGCCCUCACCUAUCAAGGUGUUCUUUCCUGGAUCUCAGCAUGUGUUACAUCAACGAUGGAGGAAACAUCCGAGCUCAGAAGAUGGGCAAUUUCCUUAACUCUUGCGAUAGCUGUACCCUCUAUUCAGCCCAUGGUUCGAAUAUGUUGGCAUGUACUUGCGCAAGAGGCGAACUUCUUGGUGGAGGGACGCAGGAGGCUGCCGUCCAGCUUGACGAUCUUCUGUACGUCAAGAACGGAUUCUUAAGCUGCUACGGCUACACCAACUUCGAGUGCCCGUACGAUGAUGUGCCAUACUAG